AUGCCACUAGCUUCCAAAGGACUCACGUUCGGUGCCGAAAUUCAAAGAGACCCCAAACCGGAAGAUUAUAUCAACGCCUCGUUCAUUUACCACAUCCCUCCGGUCAACACGUGGCGUGCGGAAUUGGAUUUUGACAAAAUUGAUUAUAUCGCCACUCAGGGUCCCAUGAAAUCGACUUGUGGAGACUUUUGGCGCAUGAUUGUUGAACAGAAAGCCACUGGAAUAGUGAUGCUAACCAAUCUCCGGGAUGGCAAACAAGUUUUAUGCCAUCAGUACUGGCCGGAAGAACUAAACCGGACGGAGGAAUAUACAUCCGGCCCGGUGCAAAUCAAAGUGAAAUUGGAGAAGGAAAUCAAACAUCCGGAGGUGACGGAACGAGCAUUUCAAGUUACGAGUUCGAUAGAACCAAAUAAAUGUUUCACCGUUUGGCAUCUGCACAUGACUUCCUGGCCCGAUAUGGGAGUACCGGAUAUGAUUCAGCUAGAAGGCCUAAUGGACAAGCAUCAGGUUUUACGACGAAGUAACGAAUUGGAAGGUCCCACGGUUGUACAUUGUCGCGCCGGACUCGGUCGUACGGGGACGUUCAUCGUGUCCGAAUUGUUGAGGAAACAUGUGCACGAAGGUGCUUAUGUGGAUAUCGCCGGAAUUAUUCUGCAACUGCGUCGAUGUCGACCUUUUAUGGUGGAGAAUGUGAAACAAUACAUAUUCUUGCAUGAAUAUGCAAAUGCACUGAUUUCGGAUCCUGCUCGUGGUGUUUCCGAGUGA
Echinostoma caproni is the source of this 765-nucleotide messenger RNA. NCBI's taxonomy places the organism in Eukaryota, Metazoa, Platyhelminthes, Trematoda, Plagiorchiida, Echinostomatidae. The record is from the annotation of a GenBank genome assembly.